GUGAAAUCAAUGGAAAAGUCUUGCAAUUGUGAUCGUCGAUCUUUCCUAGUUCUUCUUCUCCAUCUUCUUCCACUGUUCCUCUCUUCUCUUUCAGCUCCGGCAGAACCAACACAGCCGCCAUCCCACGACGAGCAGUCCCAAAUCAUAUCGAGAUUCCAACAAUACCUUCAAAUCGACACAACCCAACCUUCCCCAGACUACCAAACCUCAACCCGAUUUAUCAUAUCCCAAGCCGAGUCUCUCUCUUUACAAUCCCGAGUGAUAGAAUUCGUCGAAGCCAAACCAGUCGUUCUCCUCAAGUGGCCAGGCUCCGACCCUUCUCUGCCCUCCGUCCUUUUAAACUCCCACACCGAUGUGGUCGCGUUUGAGGAUUCGAAGUGGACCCAUCCGCCCCUCGCGGGUUACGUGGAUGAAAGAGGCAACGUAUUUGGUAGAGGCUCACAGGAUAUGAAAUGCGUUGGGAUGUAGUACCUGGAGGCUGUCCGAAGGUUGAAGGUUUCUGGGUUUCGCCCAAAACGGUCUCUUUACUUGUCGUUUGUGCCUGAUGAAGAGAUUGGUGGAAAUGAUGGUGCUAAGAAACUUGCUUACUCUGAUGUUUUCAGGGAUAUGAAUGUUGGAAUUGUGCUUGAUGAAGGGCUUCCUUCUCAGAAUGAAAACUAUAGGCUAUUCUAUGCCGAGAAGGCUCCGUGGUGGCUGAUGAUAAAGAGUAAUGGAGCUCCAGGACAUGGGGCAAAGCUCUAUGACAAUAGUGCAAUGGAGAACCUUUUCAAGAGCAUUGAGACCAUCAGGAGGUUCCGGGCUUCGCAGUUCGAUUUGCUUAAGGCUGGUUUGAAGUCCGAAGGGGAAGUCGUUUCGGUUAACAUGGUUUUUCUGAAGGCCGGCACCCCCUCUCCCACGGGUUUUGUCAUGAAUUUGCAGCCAUCUGAAGCAGAAGCUGGUUUUGAUAUUUGAGUGCCGCCAACGGCUGACAUAGAAUCCUUGGAGAAACGGAUAGCGGAGGAGUGGGCACCUGCUUCAAGAAACAUGACAUUCGAGUUUAAGCAAAAAGCUACUUCACAUGAUGAUCUGGGAAGGCCUCUUGUAACUGCCACUGAUAGUUCUAAUCCAUGGUGGAUUCUAAUGGAAGAAGCUAUCAAGAAAGCUAAUGGAAAGAUCGGGAAGCCAGAGAUUUUCUCCGGUGCAACAGAUGCUCGCUAUUUCCAGCAACUAGGCCUUCCAGCUAUCGGUUUCCAACCGAUGGCCAACACUCCAUUUCUGCUUCACGACCACAAUGAGUUUCUAAACAAAAAAGAGUACUUGAGAGGAAUCGAAGUCUACGAGUCUAUAAUUAAAGCUUAUACAUCAUAUGUCCCACCUGGAAGAGAUGGAGUUUCGAGAGACGAAUUGUAAAGGGACUGAAAAGGCACAUCUUCAUGCUCAAGGGGUAGCUCUCAGCUUCCCUCUCUUCCUUUUUUGUACCAUUCGGUCGCUGAGGUUCAGCAUGUUCCUGGUAAUGUAUCAAUAAAGGAAGCAGUUUAACCACCUAUCUGUGCUGAAGAGAGCUGGCUCAUCAUGUAACUUCAUGGAUUAUCAUGUAAC
This is a messenger RNA of Hibiscus syriacus, 1578 nucleotides long. Its product is annotated as aminoacylase-1-like. The transcript has 5 exons. The coding region runs from base 1024 to 1389 and encodes 121 amino acids. Gene Ontology annotation, molecular function: aminoacylase activity. Lineage: Eukaryota; Viridiplantae; Streptophyta; Magnoliopsida; Malvales; Malvaceae. The record is from RefSeq and is a predicted model, not a curated record.